This is a messenger RNA of Drosophila sulfurigaster albostrigata, 1819 nucleotides long. RefSeq names its product fibrinogen C domain-containing protein 1-like. Lineage: Eukaryota; Metazoa; Arthropoda; Insecta; Diptera; Drosophilidae. The transcript is spliced from 4 exons. The record is from RefSeq and is a predicted model, not a curated record. The coding region runs from base 480 to 1463 and encodes 327 amino acids.
AAGUUAGGCUUUCAUACUUUAUAUAAAAUGUACAGCACAAAAAACAAUGAAAAAAUAUAAAUAUUCUGAUACGUAUUUACUAUAUUAUGAUUAUUUCAAUAAAUGACUCAAGCUUUCAAUUCAGGAAGCAUUAAGAAUGUCGACGAUUCUCAAACAUCUGGUUCUAUUCGCUUGCUGAUAAAAACUCAUCAAAAGCGUUCGAGCUGUUAAGUAAAUGCAUAUGCAGAUUGAUUUAUCUGAAACCGCUUCUUAGUAUUGAACAGGUCCAAAUAUAUAUUGAUAUACAACUUCCGUCGUCUAUAGAUACAAAUGUAUGUACAUAUAUAGAAAUAAAUUACUGAUACUGUGAAUGCGAAGAUUCUCGAGCGUUAUUUAAGAGAACAAAUUAAACCUCGUACGGAAAACCCAAGAUUAGCUGGAUUCAGUUUUAAAUUGGACCUGAGCGCUUCAAGUUCGAAAUAUUAUACUUGUAAUUCAAAAUGAAAAUAGUUGCAACAGUUUUGCUUAUUAUAUUUAAUUUGGGGAUCAUACAUUCAAAUCAUGAAUAUGAUCUCACUACGGAAAGCAACGAAGUGAAAAACACUACCUUUGCAAUUAUCACAGACAAUGAAGAAAAGUGCUACGGGUAUUGUUUUAACAUCAUACAACCUGUCUUAGAACAUACUGUCCAUAUACAAGUGAAGGACCAACAAAUUCUAAAACUAGCCAAACAGAUAGAAGAUCUCAAAAUGAAGGUGGCAAUAUUCGAAGAGACCAUCAAAAAUAAGGAUGAACAGAUUCUCGUGUCUGAUAAAUACAAAAAUGAAACUCUUGAACUUUUUUCCCAAUCAAAAGAAAAAGUCAUUGAAUAUAAAACAAAACUUGAGAAUUGUCUAGCCCCAAAUUGUAUUGGUAAAGUAACUGAUAUAUAUGAGAUAAAAGUGCCUGGAAUCGAUGCAUUUUCUGUGCCAUGUGACUCGCGCUUAGCUGGCGCUGGAUGGACUGUAAUUCAAAGACGUAUGGAUGGAUCUGUAGAUUUUAAUCGUAAUUGGACAGAUUAUCGACAAGGAUUUGGUGAUCUGCGUGGAGAAUUUUUCAUUGGACUCGAUAAACUGCAUCUAAUAACUAAAUCGCAAACGCACGAGUUGUACAUUUACCUUAACAACGGAGAGGCAUACGCUCGAUAUGAUAAUUUUUACAUUGGAGAUGAGGAAGAGUUUUAUAAAAUAAAAUCCAUUGGCAGAUACUCUGGUAAUGUUGGCGAUGCCUUGAGUAAUCAUUUUGGCUCGAAAUUUUCGACUUCAGAUCGGGAUAAUGAUGUCAGUUCUAAUCAUUGUGGACAACAAUACAAAUCUGGUUGGUGGUUUACGAAUUGUUAUACAAGUAAUUUAAAUGGUCUAUAUAAUGGAACUAAUACCUUUGUCUGGCGCACAUGGUAUCAAAAGAACCUUAAAAAUGUUCAAAUGAUGAUUAGACCAAAAUAGAAAUUUGAAAAUUUUUAACAAACAAUUAAAUUUAACCGACUAAGCAACACAAAAAUAUACAACAAAUAAUACUUAAAACUUUGAGAUAUCUAUUCCGAAAAAUACAAAACAAUACAAUGAAAAAUGCUUCUCCUCUAAAAUAUGUGGAAUUGGUCUACACAUAAAAUAUAUUAUAUAUUAUGAUAAAUGUAAUUUCGAACAUUACCUAUGCUCAAUCAUUUAAACUAUGGUCUUUUUUUAGGAUAUAAAGCAGACUUACUUCAUAUAGAAUGUACAGCACAAAAAAAUAUAAAUAUUCUGAUACGUAUUUACUAUAUUAUGAUUAUUUCAAUAAAUGACUCAAUCUUUCAAUUCAG